Pseudovirgaria hyperparasitica is the source of this 4491-nucleotide messenger RNA. RefSeq lists its product as uncharacterized. Gene Ontology annotation, biological process: transmembrane transport. The coding region runs from base 248 to 4420 and encodes 1390 amino acids. Gene Ontology annotation, molecular function: ATP hydrolysis activity; ABC-type transporter activity; ATP binding. Lineage: Eukaryota; Fungi; Ascomycota; Dothideomycetes; Acrospermales; Acrospermaceae. The record is from RefSeq and is a predicted model, not a curated record. Gene Ontology annotation, cellular component: membrane. The transcript is spliced from 3 exons.
GCUGUACCUGAGAAUGGCUUCUUAUACCUGUCAUUCGCACCAUUCCUUUGGUGGUGUGCCGCAAGUUUUACGACCUUGUUUAAGAACCAGGUCUCGAACUACUUGGUCUAGUCCUCAAACUCUGCUCUAUUCCCAAGACCGGGUUAAUCGUAGACGCCAAGCGACAUCACGCGACAUCAUACUUAUGUUCUGAUUUACGAUAACAUAUCUACUGCCGCUAUUUCAUCGAUCAGGCCGUCGAUCCACCAUGGAGCCUGAACAUGAUGUUUCGUCAGAAGACGAAGAGAAGUCGGGAUCUUUGGACAACGAGAUACACAUUCCAAGGUUGCAUCUGCAACCUCAACAACUUGGGGUGACUUGGACGAACUUGACCGUCAAAGGAGUCUCCGCAGAUUCAACUAUCAACGAGAACGUCUUCUCCCAAUUCAAUUCUGUACAGCAGUUCAAAGAGAGCCGCAAACCUUCUCCUUUGAAGACAAUCAUAGACUCGUCCCAUGGACAUGUCAAGCCCGGUCAGAUGUUGCUUGUGGUGGGAAGACCAGGAGCAGGAUGCACAACAUUGCUCAAAAUGCUGUCGAAUAGGCGAAACGGUUAUAAGAGCAUCGAAGGGGAGGUGUCUUUUGGUUCUAUGGAUCAUAAAGAAGCCAGUAAUUAUCCAGGACAGAUAGUGAUGAGCUCAGAAGAGGAAGUGUUCUUUCCCACAUUAACCGUGAGCCAAACGAUGGACUUUGCCACGAGGAUGAAGAUACCUACCCAGAUUCCAGAUGGUCAAACCCCUGAAGAGUACAGACUGACCCAACGAGACCACAUCCUCAAACUUUUAGGCAUUGACCAUACUCUGUCAACUAAAGUAGGAAACGAAUUCAUACGAGGCGUUAGUGGAGGCGAACGAAAGCGAGUGUCUAUUGCCGAAUGUCUCGCGACCCGCGGAAGUAUAUUCUGUAUGGAUAACUCAAUUCGUGGUCUUGACGCCAGCACAGCGCUCGAGUUCACUCGUGCCCUUCGCGCCCUUACAGAUAUCCUAGGCCUAACAACAAUUUGCACAUUCUACCAGGCCGGCAACGGCAUCUUCAAUCUAUUUGAUCAAGUCCUCGUACUGGACCAUGGCAAACAGAUAUUCUAUGGACCUCGUGAGCAAGCGGUUCCUUUCAUGCAAGAUCUUGGAUUCUACUUCGAACCCUCCGCGAAUAUUGGCGACUCACUCGCAGGCGUCACUAUUCCCUCGCAAAGAAUGAUCAGAAAGGGGUACGAAGAUCGUUUCCCGCGGACAGCUGAGGAGAUCAGGGCGGCAUAUGAGAAGUCCGACAUCAAGAAAGAAAUGGAGUCCACAUACAAGUAUCCUGGAUCUCAAAACGCAACUCAGGUCACCCAGGCCUUUAAGGAGAACGUCCUCUCCGAAAAGCACAAGUCAGUGCCGAAGACUUCUGGUCUGACUGUGGCCUUCUUAACCCAAGUCAAACACUGUACAGCUCGACAGUACCAGAUCUUAUGGGGUGACAAACCUACAUUGUUCAUCAAGCAAGUUUCCAUAUUGAUCCAGGCUCUCCUGACUGGCUCACUCUUCUACAGUGCAAGUGCGGAUUCUACUGGUCUGUUCAUCAAAGGGGGUGCUAUCUUCCUUGCAGCCCUGUAUCCUGCCUUAUUAGCUAUGUCGGAAACGACUGAUUCCUUCACUGGGCGUCCUGUCCUCGCCAAACAUCGCGAGUUCGCCUUCUACCAUCCAGCGGCAUUUUGUAUCGCCCAAAUAGCUGCUGAUAUUCCGGUAUUGCUCGUUCUCCUGACUCAUUUCUCGUUGAUACUGUACUUCAUGGUUGGCUUGAAAAUGACCGCUGGUGCUUUCUUCACCUUCUACUUUUGCCUCAUUGCGACAUCAUUAGCUUUCGCUUCCUUCUUCCGAUUCAUCGGUGCAGCGUUCCCUAAUUUCGAAGCUGCCUCAAAAGUCUCCGGAUUUGCUAUCGCAGCAAUCGCCACAUACGCUGGAUAUAUGAUACAAAAGCCGCAAAUGCAUCCUUGGUUUGUCUGGAUCUUUUGGAUAAAUCCAAUGUCGUAUGCCUUCGAUGCACUGCUGUCGAAUGAAUUUCGUGGUCAAAACAUCGAUUGUGCUGGCCCCAACCUUGUACCAUUAGGACAGUCCUACACCGAUAAGGCCAAUCAGGCUUGCACAGGUAUUCGAGGUGCUCCAAUCGGGGCGACAUCUCUGACUGGAGACGAAUAUCUGGGAAGCUUGUCCUUCAACCCUGAUCGUAUCUGGGGCAACAUUGGCGUUGUUUUAGCGUGGUGGGUUUUUUAUACCGUCUUGACUAUUGUCUUCACUUCCCGUUGGAAGUCGGCAUCAGACGGUGGCCGCAGUCUCUUGGUACCGCGAGAGACAGUCCAUCUUGUACGAGAGAGACGGACUGGGGAAGACAUCGAGUCUCAGGCUCAGGAGAAGGAGUUGGCAGGUAGCUCAACAGACUCUUCCGCUGUACCAUCAUCAGCGAAUUCGCUCAACAAACAGCUCUUACAGAACAAAUCUGUUUUCACUUGGAAGAAUCUGUCGUAUACCGUCAACACCCCAGACGGCGAACGCAAGCUCCUUGACGAUGUGUACGGAUGGGUAAAACCGGGUAUGCUUGGUGCGCUUAUGGGCUCAUCUGGAGCUGGUAAGACGACCUUAAUGGACGUGCUUGCUCAACGCAAGACAGACGGAAAGAUCACUGGCUCAAUUCUCGUCGAUGGACGAGAAUUAUCCCUGUCAUUUCAAAGGUCCGCUGGCUACUGUGAACAGCUCGAUGUCCAUGAACGCAUGUCUACCGUACGUGAGUCUCUCGAGUUUGCGGCACUGCUACGUCAGUCGCGCGACACACCAGACGCAGACAAAAUACGCUACGUCGAUUCUAUAAUCGAUUUACUUGAGCUUCAUGACAUCGAACACACGCUGAUCGGUCGUCCUGGGAAUGGACUGAGUGUCGAGCAGCGCAAGAGAGUGACCAUUGGAGUCGAACUUGUCUCCAAGCCGGAGAUCCUUAUCUUUCUCGACGAACCCACCUCUGGUCUCGACGGCCAAGCGGCCUUUGGUAUCGUACGCUUUCUUCGAAAGCUUGCUGAUAUUGGACAAGCUGUCCUGGUCGUCAUCCAUCAGCCGUCCGCCAGUCUCUUCGCUCAAUUUGACACCCUUCUUCUCCUUCAGAAGGGUGGUCGUAUGAGCUACUUUGGUGACAUCGGCGAGAAUGGAGCCACAGUCAAGGACUACUUCGCACGCCAUGGCGCCCCCUGCCCUGAUGCUACCAAUCCUGCCGAACAUAUGAUAGACGUCGUGUCCGGCUCUCUUUCGAAAACACAUGACUGGCACCAAGUCUGGCUCGACUCCCCAGAACAUAAACGCGCUCUCGAAAACCUAGAUUCUCUCGUGUCUGAUGCAGCAUCCAAGCCCCCAGGCACUGAAGACGAUGGCCACGAAUUUGCAGCAUCCCACUGGACUCAAACUCGUAUCCUCAUGAAUCGCAUGAACAGGGCUCUCUACCGCGACGUCGAAUACGUCAAUAACCGCGUCUUUCUGCACAUCGGCAGUGCCCUCUUCAAUGGCUUCUCCUUCUGGAUGAUUGGUGACAGCGUCUCUGAUCUCCAGCUGCGCCUCUUCACUAUCUUCAACUUCAUAUUCGUCGCGCCUGGCGUGUUCGCCCAACUGCAGCCCCUUUUCCUCGAGCGCAGAGAUGUAUAUGAGGCCCGCGAGAAGAAAAGCAAGACGUACUCCUGGCCCGCCUUCGUCACUGCGUUAAUUGUCUCCGAAAUCCCCUACCUCCUCUUCUCCGGACUCCUCUACUUCGUCUGCUGGUACUACACCGUCGGCUUCCCCACCUCGAGCGCCCGCGCCGGCGCAACACUGCUCAUCAUGCUACUCUACGAAUUCCUAUACACAGGAAUGGGCCAGUUCGUCGCUGCAUACGCGCCCAACGCCAUCUUUGCCGCGCUCGUCAACCCAGUCAUCAUCGGGGUCUUGGUCUCUUUCUGCGGCGUGCUGGUGCCCUAUGCGCAAAUCACGGCGUUUUGGCGGUACUGGCUGUAUUACCUCGAUCCAUUCAACUACCUCAUGGGUGCGAUGCUGGUGUUUACGACAUGGGGUGUGGACGUGCAAUGUCGCGAGAAUGAGUAUGCGAUCUUCGAUCCGCCGCAAAACCAGACGUGCGGCGACUAUCUUUCAGAAUACCUCCUUGGCGCAGGCGCAAGCUCGAGGUUGUUGGACGCGAGUGCUACGCAAGCGUGUAGGGUGUGUCAGUAUAAGAGCGGCAGCGAGUAUUUGCAGGGGUUGAAUCUGAUGGAAUAUCGCACGGGCUGGCGUAAUGUUGGGAUUGUGACGUUGUUCUGCUUCUCGAGCUAUGCACUUGUGUAUGGGCUUAUGAAGUUGCGCACAAAGGCGACGAAGAAGGCGGAGGGGAAAUAGACUGGGUGCUACGAAAGAUGUAUAAUAGACGUGUGAUAGAUUGUAGAUACCAACAGAGCUCUCGAGAGUAC